Messenger RNA from Ipomoea triloba (trilobed morning glory), 1510 nucleotides. Its product is annotated as probable serine/threonine-protein kinase PBL2. The transcript is spliced from 6 exons. The record is from RefSeq and is a predicted model, not a curated record. Gene Ontology annotation, biological process: protein phosphorylation. Bases 115 to 1284 code for a protein of 389 amino acids. NCBI's taxonomy places the organism in Eukaryota, Viridiplantae, Streptophyta, Magnoliopsida, Solanales, Convolvulaceae. Gene Ontology annotation, molecular function: protein kinase activity; ATP binding.
AAACAAGAAUGGGCUCACAGUUAAUCCCAUUCUGGGACUUGUCCUCUCAUCCUUAUUCCUCACUAUUUCCUCUUUUUCCUCACCACUUGCGCCUCAGUUUCCAAGUUUUUGGAUAUGGGUAUUUGCCUGGCCAAACCAGCAAAGCUUGCUCAUGCUUCUUCUAGCUUAUUUGCUGAGAAUAAGGCAUCUUCUCCCUCUGAGAAGAAAGGCUCCAAUAAUUCCAGCCAGCCAACGCCCAAUGGCAGUGUGGCCAAUACUCUUGCAACUCCCAGUUGCAAUCCCCCCGCCUUAAGUAACCUCAAGCCUUUCGCCUUCAAUGACCUAAAAGUCGCCACUAGGAAUUUCCGGUCUGACAGUCUUCUCGGUGAGGGAGGUUUUGGCUAUGUCUUCAAAGGAUGGGUAGACGAAAACUCAUUCGCUCCCUGCAGACCGGGAACCGGGAUGGUAGUGGCUGUAAAGAAACUUAAGCCCGAGAGCUUCCAAGGUCACAGAGAAUGGGUUUCGGAGGUUAACUACUUAAGCGAGCUCCAUCACACGAAUCUCGUGAGGUUGAUCGGGUAUUGCUUGGAAUCUGAAAACAGACUUUUGGUUUACGAGUUCAUGCCAAAAGGAAGCUUGGAAAACCAUCUGUUCCGGAAAGGAGUUCAACUCAUGCCUUGGUCUAUUAGAAUGCGUAUUGCUGUUGAUGUUGCACGGGGUUUAUCCUUCUUGCAUGGUCUCAAUGCGAAUGUGAUCUACCGGGACCUUAAGGCUUCCAACAUUCUUCUUGAUUCGGACUUCAACGCGAAACUUUCUGAUUUUGGCCUUGCGAGAGAUGGUCCUGUUGGAGACAAGUCUCACGUUUCAACUCGGGUAGUAGGAACUCGAGGCUAUGCUGCACCAGAAUAUGUUGCCACAGGUCACUUGACUCCAAAGAGCGAUGUCUACAGCUUCGGGGUAGUCCUGCUAGAGCUGCUAUCAGGAAAGCGAGCCCUAGGCGACGAGAGCGUAGGGGGCGCCGAAGAAACCUUAGUCGACUGGGCGAGGCCAUCCCUAAACGAUAGCCGACGAGUUGUGAGAAUCAUGGACACCAGGUUAGGUGGUCAGUAUUCCAAGAAAGGUGCUCAAGCUGCAGCUGCUCUUGCCUAUAAGUGCCUCCACAUAGACCCAAAAGCAAGGCCACCCAUGGCAGAUGUUUUAGCUGCACUUGAAAACCUCCCAGUACCAAAAGAUGCAUCUAGGGCAACACAAAAGAAAUUGGAUCACUCUCACAAGACAGUAAGAGCCCCCACAAACUCCAGAUAGUAUAUGUUUCAACUAUUUGCAUUCCUAGUCCUAGGUAGCAGAUAAAAACAUAAUGUUUUUGUGCUAGUUUUGGUUUUAUGUUGGAGUUCUAGUUCUAUUAUGUAUGCAUAUUUAGUGACUAGAUGUAACAUGUGAAAUGUAAAUGCCACUGUAAACUACCAAAAGAACCCUGUAUGUAUACAUUUUUUUAUACAUUAUGAAUGAGAUAUGGUCCAGUUUUUUGUCA